Molecule: messenger RNA, 249 nt
Organism: Akanthomyces muscarius
Lineage: Eukaryota; Fungi; Ascomycota; Sordariomycetes; Hypocreales; Cordycipitaceae
Exons: 4
Coding region: 1-249 (82 amino acids)
Source: RefSeq, a predicted model, not a curated record
AUGGAGAGAACCGACGACACGGACUAUGGCGAGUGCUCAGCGGUCUACUGCGAGGGCUCAGCGGUCUACUGCGAGGGCUCAGCGGUCUACUGCGAGGGCUUAGCGGGCUACUGGUACUGUCCGGGCGCUCAUUCAGAAGGAUUCGAGCGCCAAAAGGAGCAAAGAGGCCCGACUGGUGAAAGGGUUCGGUCACACUACCAAGCCGCGCUGCAUUGUCUACAAAACUGCUUGGGGGACUCGAGAGGUUAG